Arabidopsis lyrata subsp. lyrata is the source of this 1223-nucleotide messenger RNA. RefSeq lists its product as uncharacterized. Bases 352 to 960 code for a protein of 202 amino acids. The transcript is spliced from 6 exons. The record is from RefSeq and is a predicted model, not a curated record. Lineage: Eukaryota; Viridiplantae; Streptophyta; Magnoliopsida; Brassicales; Brassicaceae.
ACGUUCAAAUGAAGGUAUUUUUAUAUAUUUAAUAAAAGAAAGUGGGCUCAAGGUGGGCCCAAUAAAGAUGGGCUUUUGUCUACCAUGCGCGGUGAAGCAUGGUUUGUGGUGGUUUACUCAUGCUUUGUCUCCUCCCCAUUAAAUAUCCAACGAGCUGGCGUUUUUGAUAACACAUUGUCGUCACUGGGGGUUUAAAACGGCACGCUGUUGGCAUGCAAAUCCGCGAAACGUCAUUUAUCAGUCUCCUUCUAUUUGGCGGAGUUGAAAACCCUGAUACGAGCGUUUCCAGAUUUCUCCCAAACGGAAUUGCUGAUUCCUACCAGUGAUAGUUUAUCGGAGUCUGUGAAGCAGAUGGGAGCAUCAGAUUCAACUCUGCUAGGCUCUCAGGAAAAUCGAGGUGGUGAUGUGAUUACGACCAUCUCUCAUCGAUCCGAAAUAGUCGAUCCCAUUCUCGAGAAUCUCAAAGCCCUCACAGUUAGUAGGCCAAUAUUGAAGUCUCCUCCCACGGAAAGUAGCUUAACAGAUAUCUUAGUGAGAAAAGCUCUAUCCAGUUCCUCUUCCAAUACGGUUGAUCCUCAAAUACUUCUAGAGCUCUUCUCCAUUUACCGACAAUGGCAAGAGAGCAAAGCUCAAGAUAUUACCAAGAGGCAGGAAGAUAUAGAAAACAAGAUAGAAGUGGCAGAUGCUUUGGCGACUAAAAUUUUACAGAGGUUUAACCACUCUGUUUCUGCAAUGAGGACAACUUCCCAGCAUUUAUCUCAAGUUCAUGGUUUGCAGGUGGAGCUCGGGGAGCUUAAAGGAAGGUUAACUGAGGUGAUCAGCAACUGCGAUACAUUAUGUAAGAGAAUUAAUUCUGAGGGACCUGAAUCUUUGAGGUCCACAGUUACGCCUUUUUCUCUUGCAUCUCCCGAUUCGGUCAGUAUAAAUACUACUACUCUGUCUUCUAUACUAGAGGCAUAAGAGUAAAUACUCUUAAUGAUAGUUAGAUUGGUGAAUCGAAUACGUCUAGUUCUACAGUAUACUUUCUGAUCUCCUCUGAUUUUGCAUAGAUUCAUGAUGAUGCUAUUGAUUGAUCUCUUUUAUUACAAAUCAUUAUUUUCUUUUGUCAUUUCAUCUUUAGGCUUUCAUAAUUUUUAAGUUGGUUUAUUUUCUGAUUGUGAGCAGUAAGAAACCAUUGUUGUGAUAAGAGAAAAUUCAUAUGUAAUAAAUAUGCUUUGCUUGCC